GUUUGCGAAAUUCCUCCACACGUCGCGAUUGGCUGAGGCCGCCGGCUUUUUUUACGUUUGUGUACGUUUGCAGUGUGUGUCCUUGUAUGUGUGUGUUUGAAUGUAACGGAGGGUAUUUUCCCAGGCAUCCACAGGUUGCCCGUGCUACACAGGGAAUGUACGGGCUGUUGAGAAAGAGACUGCGAUCACAAUAAGGGGGGAAAGUGACAGAAAUUUUCCAGCGCUUUGGUGUGUGGAUCUUGGAGCAGCUGCGUAACCGCGUCCCUUUUUCUGCGCGAUGACAGAGGUGGUCAGUCCAGUGUCCAUAAUGGUGAGUGCGUUACCUCUAUUGAAAAAAUACAGACACAGUUUUGUACAAUAACCGAGAGUGUGUCCCUAUGAUUAGAAAAUGGAAACUUAAUAUAUGUUUCCUCUCUACAUCAAAUGAUGCUUAAUCCACGGCUCAGGAAGUUCUUUACAAUGUUUGUUCCUUCAGUGAUUGUUAAACAAAGUCUUAACUGAGUCUAAUUCCGGAUUUGGAUCUUAGCAAAUCAAACACACAAGAACUUUUGUUUGUUAUUAAGCUGACUAAACCCCCCUGCAAAGAGGCAUAUUGUAAGCUGUUAAAGGGAAAAACACAAUGACCAGAAGGAUAUUAAUUUGUGUUGGUUCCCUGAUAACACAAGUAGCCUAAAUGAAAUAUUAAAUCAAUGUUUUGUCUAUUGAACCUCAUAUGGGAUAACAGCAAGCCAUUUUCCUCAUCAAAUUCCAAGGAUACAAUUAUUUUCAGUGAAUUAGGGCACUGUUUUAGCUGAUACUGUAAAUAAGUCCAUGACUCAUCUGUACCUAAUUUAUCACAGUAUGUAGCGCCCACCUUAAUUCAUACAUUCAUGUGGAGUUGCUUGAAAAACCAACUUAAAUGUGCCAAACUAAUCCAUCAUAUGACUUUUACCAUUUGCAACCUCUUCAACAAGCUCGCUCUUAAAGGGAUAGUUCAAUCUUUUAGUGGGGUUGUGUGAAGUCGAGUACAUUGAUGGACUGAUCAUGCAGACCAUGGGUUUCGUCAUUAUGCAAAUAUAGCAAUGGCUGAAAACUUUCCGUCAAGGCACACCUCCGUUCGUCUCCUCUCUGAUAACUGAGGACAGUCUUAAAAACAGUCAUCAAGCCAGUUAGGCAGGGAACUCUGGAGAGAUGCUGUGUGCCUUAAAUAGCCGCUGAUUCAGUCCUGAAGUGUUGUUUCUUACCACCCUUGUCAGCAGUCGCUCUCUGAACUCAUGGGCCCAAAGUUUACUGGCUUGUACCACCAGGUAACUUGGCUCUCCAGGUACCUCCUAUAUAAACUGAUCUUAUUGGAUUUGGUUGUCCUUCCAGAAAAUAACAAGCAGUGGGUUAUGUGGUACUGGUUCUGUUGGUUACAUAGCAGAAAGAAGUCUGCAUCUUCUGGCUCUGAAUCCUGCUGUAAUAUUAGGUUGAAGGUUGUCUUUGGCGGUGUCCAACCACAGCUCCCUGCCCGAAAAGCAUCUGUAGGUUUGGGUUCUUUAGAUUUGUGAAACAUAUGGUGUGUAUAAAUGUUGAUUAAUUUCUGCAAAACUGCAUAUGGAAUGCUGAGCUCAUGUUAAAACCAUCAAACCUGUUGAGUUGGCUCUGAUCAUAAUGUGAAAAACAGCAGUAUAGAUGAGAUCUGCCACAAGAAUUCAGUGUAUGGAUAGUGUUUUUAUUCUGAGGAUAUUGUACAUUUACUUAUUCUAUUUUUCUUUUAAUUUACAAGUAAUCUGUUUCCCUCAUCUCUGGAUUAUUUAGUCUCUCUGUUUAUCUAUUUCCUUUUUCUUUAUCUCCCAGACUUCCCAUCUCUCUCCUUAUCUCAGGGUCCAAUCAUUCGGCCUCCAUCUUUCUUUUCUUUCCAGGAAUCACAGCUCAAGAUCAUCCUGUGACGUUCAUUACUAAUGUGGCUUGUAUGUCCCGCGACAAAUUCACUGUCUCUCUCUGUCCCUCUGUCCCUCUGUCAUAUCCGGACCUUUAGAAACCCAAACAUCACUUGAUCCCCUGCAUAUGGCGGGCCAAGGUAGUCUGGUCCCUUCCAAAGAAACACACACCCUCUAAAAAAAUCCAGGCUAAAUUUCCUCUAACUUUGAGUCAGCUGCAACAACAAUGGGCUUUCUUUCCUGUGAGGAUCUUGUGUUUCGAUAAAUGAAGGAAAAAAACCUGAUAGGAGUGUGAGAGAGUUGGAGUUGGAAGGUAAUGCUGGUGGAUGUUUGUUGUGUUUUGGAAAAGGUUCAGGGUUAAGUUGUGAUAAUCUGCUUGUAGAGUUUUUGCCAAAACAUGCACAAAUGCAUGCGUGGAGACACACAAUCUAGGAGACAUGCAGGCACACACAGAGAGGUUGAUUUAAGUGCCUUUUUUAGUAAAGGCUAGAAAGAGCAGUGUUUUAUGUUCAAGAGGAAUGCCUUUGUUCGUGUGUGUGUUUGAACAUUGACCUUUUAAACGUGUGUGCAUGCGUGGAGCAUACAUUACAUUAAUUAAAGAUUAGCUGAGGACAUUACCGCGCACAAAACUUACAGUGUGUGGUGGAUAAAACGGAGGAUGAUAACCCUAUUUAGCCUCUUUGAGGAGUUUUAAAUGAGAGACCAGAGAGAGAGAGAGGGAGUCCAUAUUAAACAGAAUCUGUGAUACAAUGCUGGCUUUGUCAGGUGGGAGGAGGAGAGGCUAAGGCUGGAAUGUAUGGGGAGGGGAUGUUAGCAAGAGACAGAGGGAUGAAGAGGAGGAGAGAUAAGGACAGAGGCGAAGACGAAAAAAAAAAAAACGAGUGUGAAGCUUUUAUAGUGAAAAAAAAUCUCAAGACCACAUAAGAGAGGAAAUUCAGCAAGACGAUGGUCAGAUUAGCCAGGCUGGUUAAGAUUUUCUGUCAUGUCUGGUUGCAUUUAAACAUUUAAAUUCCAAUAUAGACUAGAGAAAAACUAAAUUUCACUUGAAACUGAACAAGACAUUCCACGUAGCAAUGGGCUGCUAUGCUAGCUGGUUCCUAAAACCAAUAGUACCAGUAUUCUGUAUGCACAUGCACAUUUGGGCCUCCAACAGUUGGACUUUCGCAAGCAAAUGCAUAGCUAGUAACUGAAAAAUAAGGCAAUUACUCUUGCAAAAGUCAUGUCUUACUCACAAACUUUACAGCAAAAAGUAAGCAAACUUUGAGGGUUCAAUGUUGUAGGUUGCAGUUACGAAUCAGUCUGGAUGUUACGAUGAUGUAACCUCAUGAAUUUGUAGUGGGCUGACAUUGGUGCAUGCUCAGUCAGAAGUUUCCCCCCGUGGAUGUCAACCAUGAACAUCAAUUAAUACAUACAUUAAUACAUAUAGGAUGGACAGCGUCUGCCUCCUCGCUGGGUGAAGCCACCCGAGAACAGCACCCUCUGGUGACGAGCUGCAGUAUAGCUAAUAAAUCCCGCCUCGGCCAGCAAAGCUUAUUGAGCUGUGGACAAACUAGAAAUUUAUUACACAGAACAUAAUUUUUUUCCCCCUUGCUUGCGAUGUUGACAUGUAGUUACUGUAAGACUGGUUUGUGCUUGAGUCCUCUUUUUUUCUGUGCGUACAACGCUACUGCACAAUGUUGGCUUCAGGAAGUGGAGAAAAAUUACCGCGAGCUUUUCGGCUUCAAAUCCGUAUACUGGCGGAAGGCGGAACCAAGUUGUCUGUAGUAUAUACAGUCUAUGUUCUAGACAUUUUGGCCCUCAGACCAAAAACAUUCAAUUGUAUCAUUUUCCCUCAAAUUUUCACCACUUUUUCUGACAAUAACCAGAAUAAGAUUUCAUACAAGAUUUCUUUUAGGGGAAAAAAGUUACUCAAUCUUGUUAGCUAAUGCCCCAAAAGAAUCUGCUCCAAAUCAGCAACACCAACAACAUUUGGAUUGGCCUAAGUUGUGGUCAUGAGAGUGUAGAGGACUACAAAACCAGACAGCAACAAUAAUGAAGAAGGUACAUGAAACAGAGAGAAAAGCAAAACAGAUGUGGAGGAAAUAAAAGCAGAGAGGGGACUCAACAUGAAAUGAGGGAUGGCAGAAAAUAAGAAGAUGAAACGAAACAGUUUGAGAAUUCAGAGUCUGUCCUUUAAGUUUUAUGAGUCCUUUGUCUUCUUGUUUUUUUUUCCUCGCCCCAUAUUUUUCUCUUCUCUCCUCUGUUUGUGUCCAGAUGCAGGACGAAGAACUGAGCAUUUUGUUGAGACUCAGCUGUUCUACAGAUGGGAUCAAAGAGAGACUCUGUGUGCACUUUCUACUCAUGUCUUUGUGAUUACGAAACUCUGUGUUUGUGACAUUGUUUUAGCUAGUGGUCGAUUAUUUCAUGGGUUGUUUGAGGCGUACAUCAGACAAAGAGCGAGGACUGGUUCAGUAGGGCUGGGACUGGAAAACUUUCCUUCGACAGGAAAAACUAACCUUUGAAAACUUUCCAGAUCUUUCAUAUCAUGAAGUUCCAGGCGUUAGUUUGUGAAAAUAUGAAAAGUUUACAUUCCCUCUUUCCUCCUAGGCUGACUCAUAUGUUCCUCAUUGUUAACCUGCCUGUCCAAGUAUAUCUGACUUUUCCCAGAUAUAGAUUGUGACUGAAAAUCUCCUGGCAUGGGGAUGCUUGUGUUUAGGUUAAGUUUGUAGUUGUGUUUGAUUUUGUGUUUCUUCUCACUUUGACAUUAAAGAUAUGUGCAGACUGACUGAAAGCAAAACCAGGUUUAGAUCAUCAUAUUCUACCAUUAAACUCCAUUGUGUGAUAAAAAAAAUAAGACAUUUUACAAAGUUAAGUUUGUACAGAAACAUGAAAACUGACAGACAAAAUGUCAACUUUGUUGUUCAUACUGUUGUGUAUUAUUCCACCUUUAUCCAGUAAAAUAACUGAAUGGCUUACCAACCCUCAUACCAACCUGCCUAUUUGUCUUCAACUGGACCACGCAUGCAUCAAACAAGGAAAUUGCGAUAGAGAGAUAGUUUGAGAUGUACUCAUGGACUUGACUUGCACUAGCAGUGAGAUGUCUCUGAGUUCAGGGGAAGCUGGUUUCCAUCAUUCAUCCACUAUCUUUACUGCUUAUCCCAUCCAGGGUCAUAGGGGACUGGAGCCUACCCUAGCACCACAAGGCGAGAAGUAACUAAGGAUAGUAUCAAAAACUAGCUCACUAUUGUUGAUUAUUCAAAGUCAUAGGACCCAGAUUUGUUGAUGAUGUGAUAUUGUCUGAACAAUCAUUUUGAAAAAGAAAAACAUUGAUAUUGAUUGGAAUCCACUUGAUUUACACAACUUCAGUUUUUUGUUUCUUUCUUGGUUUGUCUCUAUAAACGUUUGCAGUUUGAUAGAUUUGACAAAAAGCUCACAGUGGGUCGGUCAAAGUUUUUAGUUUGUAUGUGGUGCAAUAAUUCCACUCUCCACCCUAUAUUGACAUGUGAAGCUAAUGUGGAAGUGCAAAAAUACCUCAUGUGUCCAUGUUUGGCUGGCUCCAAAAGCCUGAAAAUCCCCUUAAAAUCAUUUAAUCUACCAGGGCCUGACCAGGGCAGCUUUAAAAGCCUCUAAAAUACCAAUAAAUCUUUUAAAACUUGUUUUUAUUCUGUUGUCAACAUAUUUUUUUUCCAAAGCUACAAAUUCUCAGGCCAUCCAUUCAUCUCAUACCUGAGCUCCUGAGUCCAGAAGCCCUGAUAGGGUCAGAUUUAGUGGUUUGAGAUCGUGAAGAUCCCUCAGGACACUGGAGCUGUAAUCUGAAAAUCUAGAAGCAGGUUGACACACUUCACUGCUUUGCAGAAACCAGAGCGUAACAAAGCCAAAGACUUGUGUUGACUUGCCCAGACUGGAGCUGGCUUGAUGAAAGAAGAGGACUUGGAGGGUUAUGUGGGGAAAAUAGGCGACUGAAAGACAAUAGGGAGGAACAAUUGAACAAGAAAAAAUCAACUUUGUUUACAUAUACCAGACCGGGACGUCCUCUAAACUUUGAAAUUUGACUCCGGCCUUUAUUUUUCAUUCAGUUUCAGCUGUGACUUUACUUUUGUCCUUCUCGUGUUGCCAUCAUACGCCGUGUGUUUGCUUUGUCUACACGAGUGAUGAAAAAAAUCAGUGGAAUGUCAAGCCUCAUAUCUUCAAGUGAUAAAAAAAAGAGCUGAUGUGCGACUUUAUUUGUGGAUAUUUCCUGGUGCUUGCAGGUUACAUGGGUGAAAGCAGUGCAAAGAAUAGCAAGUGUGUGCAUGAGCGUGUGUUUGUUAGUGUUUUUAAAGGCAAAAAGGGUGUCAAGGCAGCGAAGGAAGUGACCUAAGAGAGGAAGCUGGCGCUGAAUUAGAGGAAGUGGUACGGGCCGGCUUUGAUAUGCGCUUCCUCUGUUGGGGAAAGGAAAAGAGAGGAAGAUGAGAUUAAAAAAGCAGAAUAGAAAAGAGAAGUGAAAAAGAAAUAGGAGAAAAAAUAAAGAAGAGCAGGAGAAGACGGGAGGGAAAAUUUGUCAGAAAAUGCUCCGAGAGUGGAGUGACAGCAAGGAAAAUAUUGUAAAAACAAGGAGACUAAUGGUGGAAACAGUGAGAGGUGGCUGGUGUAUAUUAUUACAGGAUUAUUACAGGAUAACAUGGAGGAAGAAGAGUAUAACAAGGAGAGAAAAGAGGAGGAGAGGAAGGAGAUGACAGAAGGUGAAAAAGGAAAUGUGGUUGGGGUGGUUUCCCAUACUGUAAUCAUCGCUGCUUUGGUGAGAAGCAAUUCACUCAUCCAUCUGGUGGAUUUGUGUGUGUGCAUUUGUGCGUGUGUUUGUGUUAGUGUCUCUGUUUAGGCACACACAAAUAGAAGCAGGAGUGUUUUUCCUGUGUGCAAUUGAAGGGUAUACAGCAGGGCUUGUUCUUGGCUCUGGAUCUGAGUGUACAACGCAUUUAUUCGAGGCAGUUUUGAUUGGGUUUACUUUUAUCUGACUCUGUUUUGAUUCCUCCUUAUGGUUCAAAACGCUCCUCCCGUUCAGUGCCGGUUAAGUCCUACCCUACUAUUUCAGACUUUUCUUUCUGGCACUGUGCCUUUCCCACCCUUUUAACAUUUUUUACUUGAUUUUUCUUCCUUUAUCUCAGACUCCAAUGCCAAGUAUUACAAAAUAAGGAAAAAGCAGAGCCCAGCUUGGUGCCCUCUAGAGGAAGAAAUGUUAAUUACAUCCUAAAAUGGAACAAACAGCAUACAAUGACUUUUUAAUCUAAGGUUUGUCCUGAGACACAAGAGGACAGUUUUUAGAGCCUCCACAUAAAAGUCUGACUCUUAUUAGCAAACUUAUCCAAAUGAAGCGAAGGUGACGACAGAAUAAAAACGAUAUUAAUCACUCAGCACAAACAUAUUAAAAGCACCAGGCAGUGUGAUGAAAGUCCAUAACCAACAAGUUGUGGGAACCCUCUGUUUUCAUGGAAUAUUUCUGCCACUUGUUCCCACUGAAAGCCAGCCUGUGUGUGCCUCUGAGUGUGUUAGUGUGUAUGUGUGUGUCCUCUUAAGUGGUAUUUUCCCCAUGGAACACUUUCACACGGGGAGAUCCUCUCAUGUGGCAGCAGCUGGCCCUGAAAAGUACACUUGUUUUUUUUUCUUUGUGUGUGUGUGUGAGUCUGUAAGUGGCUGUCAUUUGUACAGAUGUGUGAUACUUGUGUAACCCUACCAAAGCAUGUCUAUAAAAGGUUUUUCUAGUUAAAGAAUGAGUGUUUGAAAUCACAUGUGCUCUGAGUUACAGUCAGAGGAGGAAGUCAAGUGAAAAAAAACAAUCCCAACAGGGUGAGGGGUUUAAUUUUACCUAACCUUAAAGCUACCAUGAGGAACUUUUGGUUCAUGUUGGAUCUGACGCCCCCUUGUGGACAAAAAAUAACCUUUUAUUUCCUGUCCAGUAUAUAUGAAAUCCCACCUUGUUGUCUUGUGGCAAUGACAUGUGUCACACAGCGUGAGUAUUUACCAUAGAAAUAAUUUAAAAAGCUGUUUCUUCCACCUGUCAAUCAUCUGGUCUGAAACCUACCCUCUCAUAGCAGUUUCAGGCAUUAAAAACUGCAACAGAGAAAUGAUCAACCUUGUUGCUGAUGGUUUCAUCUGCUUUUAAAGGUCAUAAAGAGGCAUCAGGAUCUGUUUUGAUCUAUUUAUCAAUCAGUUAAAAACUCCCCACGGUGCCUUUAAGAUGCAUUAUCCUGCUUUUUGCCUGGCUAUCAACUAAAGAAAGUUAACUUAACACUGGUUUAAAAAUGUUUUAUAUGUGCAGCUAAAAGAGCGGCCUCUCAGCUUUGAUCAUCUGCAGUACUUUUAUAUCAACAGUGGUCUUACCAGACAAAUAAACAUUGACCCGGAUAUUUUCAUUCAUGUUAAAGUCAUAACGUUAGCCCUCUUACUUUAAACCAAACUUUUCAUUCACAGUAAAGUCAAAUCUUACUCUCACCUGUUGCUUUUAAAGUCUUUCGGCAUUUGUUUUUAAAACUGCCAAAGCCUAUACCUUAUUGCAGUUCAUCAUGACCUUGUGUCUGUUUUCUUGCUUCUUGUCUUCUUUUCUCUUCUGGUUAGCAAUAAAUCACUAAUCUGAAGUUUGGUGCUCUCCAAAUAAUCUCAGACAAUCCUUGAAAUAUUCUCCUACACCACCAAAAACUAACAUUCUGGCCCUUUGACAAUGGGAUUUAGAGAAAUGAAAGGCUGUGAGGUGUUUGUUUGACCUGGUUGCCCUUGGUGUUGCUCCUGCCAUUCAGAAUUAAUUACUAAUGUUGUUGGGAUUUGACCAAUCAGAGUAAAGUAGUUAACAGAAAGCAGGGUGAUUAACUGUUUUUUUUCUUCUCCUAUGUUGACUGCAGGACUCUGAGAUGAUGUUCCAACCAGAGUCAGAUCAGAUGUCUCCUGAACCCAAGGUGAGACAAUACACAUACAUCCGCAAGUGUUAAUAUAUCAGCUUAUAUAUUUCCUAAACCUUUACCUGAUAAAGUGGUUACAUUUAUUCGGGGUUCAUGCAUUCCUAGUUUGAGAGAAAUGAGGGAUGUUUUGAAAAUGACCCCCUCCCUUCUGACUGAUGCCUCUAGUCUCCACCUCUGGACCUCAUCGACACAGGAAAGGGACUGAAGGUGCAGACAGCAACUCCUCAUCUAGUGAGCCUGGGCAGCGGGAGGCUGAGCGUGGCAAUAACCCUGCUGCCCCUUAAAGAAGGUAAAACACACUUAAAAACACAAACACGCACAUUCUUACCCACAGCAUACUGCCGGGGUUAGAAUUACAGGGUCAUACAGUAGCCAUCCAUCUUCCCAUCACUUCUCAGUUACCAGGACCAUAAAGAGUUUCACAAAUCAUGAAAAACUGCCACCUGUGGAGAAAACAGACCCUUCUCCCCUUGUCUGAGUUUCACCACCUUUCCUUGACCUACCCUUUUCUGGCAAUAAGAGGUUCAUUUCCAUAGUUAACUGCGGUGUGACUGGGUUAAAGUCAAGUGAAGAUCCAAGUCAAUCCUCAAGAUCCCUUCAGAUUGAAAACCCAUAUUUACAUAAGAUAAUUCAUCCGCAACUGAAGACUUUAUUCUUGGUGCAAAAAUUACCCCACUUACUGUUUAUGGCGCAGACUAAACCCACAGUUUACAGCGUCAAAAUGAGGACAACGCUGUGCAGACAGACUGUGAACCCAAACAACUAUAAAACAGACAUGACUCAAGCUACAAACUACUGGUUUUAUGACUUCAUUCACAACAGAGAGAAAGAACCAGCGCCAUUAAAAUGAAAGAAAAACAUCCACACCACUUCUCAAAGAGUAUAGAAGUCAGCUCAAGCUGUUUUUCAGUCUAAUCGGCGUGCGAACACACUCACACACGUGUCAUUAUCACAACAUAAUGGCUGUGUUAUUAAAGUUAUUUUUAGUUUCUCUAUCAUCAGCCGCCCACAGGUGUCAACACGCCCCCCACUCUCAAGCCACAGGGGCCAAAGCCUCAUUAGUAUACCAUAACAGAUCCGUCAGGGGCGAACACUCAGAGAUGCUUGUAUUACUGGUUAUAAGUCAUAAGCUUGCACAUAUUGUAGAUUAAAUACUUCGGCAUUAUUUUGAAAGCAGCGGUUAAACUGGUAACCCUCGUGUGCACUCAGGGAACACGUCAUGUUUGGAUCACAAAGCUCUCUUUCUCUACCACAUGAGAGCAGUGGAGUGAGACGUUUCACCGGCUUCAAACAUGGAUUGAUACUUGACAGCUGGAUUAAGUCGGCACAUGAUCACACUAAUAGGUUGGCUCUCGGGAUUAAGAGUUAAUGAAGCCGCUUUUAAACUUUUAGAAUAUUGUGUUCUCGAUCGUGUUGAAAUCAAGAGUCAGUUACAGUUCAGAGUUGCUCUAAAACUAAAGUCAGCAUUGUGAUAUCUGCCAAUAUACUUUUUUUCUUUUUUUUGCACAAGUCCUACCACAUUGCCACACACUUUCACAAUCUCCCAGCUUGGUGUUCCCUUCUAUUUCAGUGAGGAAUGUGCACAAUGUGAAAAGGCCAUUUUAGGAGAGCUGGAGGUCUGGUUUCUUCAGCUUUUGUACACUGCAGAACAACAACCACUUCAAACGCUUUAAACUGAAAAAGGUGUGAAGCCUAAACUAUGUUUUCUGUGUUUUUUAUCCCACUAACAAUCACAUCUGUAUUAUCUGAUCUUCCAGGAGUUACACGUAUAGGCAGAGAAGAUGCUCCUAUUCCUCAAGACAUCACUAUCCAGGGGCCUGGCGUCGAAGCGGAGCACUGUCUCAUCUUCAAUGAAGGUUGAUGUCAGUUCAAAAUGAUUCAUUAUGCCUCUGACUCAAUACAGUCAUCUUAGCUUUUAAAGACCAACCAGAGUUCAGAGCUCAUGACAACUCUUGUACCCAACAAGGCUUUUAAUCUUAGUGUGGCAUGCAAUAUAAAAACCUUACCUUAAAGUUAUCCUAGCAAAAAAUAUCAGUUGUUUGCAUCAACCCAUCCAGUAUGUAAUUAUAACUGGCCCUCAGGUUUCAUAAAAUUCAUCUGGACCCACAGCAGGAGCUGCUCUUGGCCCCUUCACGCUUAAAAACAAACAUGUGUACCGAAACUUCAGAGAGCAUUUUUUUCCCAAUCCUCACCCUACAAAAAUCACUACUGUUAAAAGACUGUCAGUAGUUUUAUGAAAACAUUAUACUUAAGUUUACCUCACACGAUUGAAGUAAAAACAGAAACAACCCUUGGUUCAGAAAGCAACUGCGGCAGAAGAAAUAUCCCUGAACCUGAUUUUAUUUGCUGUAAUCAUUCAUUUUACUUACGAAUAGCCUGCCUUCGAUUUUAGAAAAAGUUUUGAGGAAAACCCAGUGAUGAGCCUCAGUAUCUAAUGAUUUUUCCUUUUUGGGGGUCAAUAAAGUUCUUGUAUUGUAUUGUCUCAGAUGACUAAACAAUUGUCUUAAGCAAUAACCAGAACAAGAUUUUCCCGAAUAUAAUCAAUCCCUUAUGUCUUAUCAUUAUCUUGAACACAGGGGGAGUGGUUACCCUGGACCCCUGCGGUCACCUCUGCAGCCUGGAUGGAGUCCAGGUCACUGUGCCAACUCCCCUCACACAGGGUAGGAUGACCGCACUCUCUGCAUGGACACACACAAACAUGUUUUGAUAUGUUGCCACCUUCUGGUCAAUAAAAGCGGUGGAGGUAAAGCGGGGUUAUAGUCACAUGGAGUGAGCUAACUUUCAGAAUUUCAAAACUCAAGAGAGAGAGAGAGAGAGAGAGAGAGGUUAGCUCGUGGUUUGGUUAACUUGCAUUCCUUUUAGUGUAUGUAUGACUCAUAUGGGCUCAGUUAAUAUUGUGCUGACUUUUUGCAUAGAGACAGCAGAGUGUAUAGUAUGUUUGUGUGAGUUUGUGUGUGUAUUUGUCACAGCAGUGUAGAUGCUUAAGUUCGUGUGAGCAUUUCAACAUGCUAGUGUGUGUUUUGCAUGAUGUAGUGGAUACGUAUGUGGCCCUGGUUUGGUUUAAUUUGUUGUGGUUUGGAACAGCAAGCUGCGCAAAUGAGUCACAGCUUCCAGCAACUGCAGAGCAUGCACAGCUAACUCUGGUACAGUACGGGCAUCGAAAACUCGCAAAGCACUCACAUAAAAACAGUGGGGCCUCCAAAAUGUGGAUAUAUUUCUUUUUCUAUCUCUCUGUCAACUCAGGUCCACGUGCCAUCUGUUUUUUGUCUGCUGGUAUCUUGAUCUGUUUAUCUCCUGUCUGUUUUCUAUCUUCUCCUCUCCCCUCCAGGAUUCCUUCUCUGGAUUUUCUCAGCUGCAGAGCUCCCUCUGCUUCUCUGUUUUUGCCAGCUGUAACAAUUUCCACUCAGUUUUUCUUACUUUUCCUCUGUUAUUUAAUAGAUAACACACGAUACAUCGGCUUUUCCUUUACCGUGUGUCAUUCCUUUCUGUGUUGUCUUUUUUCCUUCUCAUUGUGUCCUGGUGGCUGAGCCCCUUUAAGUUAAAUAUUGACAGGCCUAUUUAUUUUCCCCGCUGUGCCUGGCUGAUUCAAAUAUUGACAACAAUUUUGUGUGUCUACACAUACAAGGCCGGAGCAUUGUGAAGCAGCAGGGGUGAAGAAAGGGACCGAAAGAGAGAAAGGGGUUAAAAAUGUCAAAAGGGCAUGGUUUGGAAAAUUAUGGAGGGAGCACGAGAGAGAGAGAGAGGGAGAGGACAUCUUUCAGGAAUAUCCAGUGGCCUCGAAUGCUCUGGGCUUAGUUAGUCCAACCACACACACACACACACAUACACACACAUACAUGUUUGGGGCAGUCUGGAGAUGAUUAGCUAUGUUUAGGAAGUGAUCUGUUCUGUAUUUGGGACUUUGGAGCCUGACCUGAAAUCACAUCAGCUUCACUCCUUACUCACUUGAACAGCUGGAAGUAGGUUAUUGAACAGUGAGAAAGUCAUACAACAUAAUGACACAAUGAAAACAAUGAUAAGCAGUACAAAUACUGCAUGCUGUCUUGUAUUAUAUGUAAUGAUUUAAUAUGGGGUUGCCCAACAUCUAUUCCAGCAUUUCAGCUCAGAGGUUUGGGAGUAAAACUCAACUCCCCAGGAUUCCCGCUGGUCUCAAGCAAAUGCAAAUCAAACUGCUGAAUAAAACACAGCUUCUCUCUUUUUUUAUCACACCUCGACACAUUCACAUUAAGAAGGCUAGCCUGAGCUAAGGCUAACAAAUGAAUAAAGCACAGGACAAAGUUCUACCUAAACGCGGUAAAAAUGAUUUAGAUCUUAUUUGCUUUGCAGUAUUAUCUACCCUUUAAAAAUAUCUCACUUUAUCUGCAGCCAGUCUGUCUGUCUUGCUUUCUUACAAUCACCCCCCUCCUCAUUGUUGUCUUGCUUCAAUGUCAAAUAUAUUUUAAUACGGGUUAGGUUGUCAUUUAAAGGAGUACAGCCGGCACUUUUACACGUUUAUUCACCUUCCUGUGCAGCAAAGAAGAGUUAGGGGCUAAACCAGGUCUAGAACUGUUGGAUAAAAGUAGAGGAAAAUAGGUAGGUAGACAAAGAAAGGCAGAGGGGGCGUCUACCAAAUACCUCAAUGUCUAAUAGCCUUCGAACCUACCAACACGGGACGGGGGUAGACGCCUUAUACGUCGAUUGUGUAGAUGUGUGAUUCAAUAAUUGACUCACAUUACUCUUUAGUUUUUUGUUUUUUGUUUCAUUCUGUAUCCAUUCGGCAGCGUUAUUGUUCAACAGCAAUUCUAAAACUCCACUUGUUUUGCUAAAUCCCGAACGUCCACCCCUAUUUCUUCGGAGUUGGUACAGUCCGGGAGACAGACCUGUGGAUGGUGAAUCCAGCAACUUUCUCCCUCACGGAAUCAAUAGAGGAGAGAGGAGGCGUCCUGCUGUCGAGUAGAGGAGGGAGGCAAACAACAGCAAAGACACCGGCUCAAAGUAAUACUCGUGGAUAAAGAAGUAAAUCGUACUUGUUGUAAUUUGAAGUGAGUUUUUCUCAUGAAAAUUGGAGGAGCUGAAAGGAAGGAGAUAGUGUUUUUCUCCGGGACAAGUGCUCACUGAAUGGAAGUCAAAAGGUUUGUAGCGGAUUUUAAGCCAAUUUUAUUUACAUAUAUUGAUAAAUACAUAUUGCACUGUUUUUACACAGUUAUUUCUAUUACUGCGACCUUUUAAACCUUCUUUACAUUUAUAUUAACUUGAAUUAAACAGACCAAUAGGCAGCUACGAUGGGGCUCAUCUUGCAGCUGCUGUAAAUCAAUUACAAAUCAGUGAGCCUUGUAUUUUUAUAUCUGCUUUGUGCUUUAGAUGAUAGUGUAUUUUAUCUGUCACUCUCACUUUGAUACUAAUGUCAGUUUUAUGUAUUAAAAGCUGGGAGCCAAUCCUCAUGCUCCCAGUCUGUUAUCCAUAAAUUCAUCAAAAGCUAGUCUUUACAUGUAAGUGAAGACAGAAGGCUCCUUUCACCCUCCAAGAUAAUCAUAUGCUCCUCAUCUGAUAUUAUUGAUUUCUCUUUAAAAUAAAAAAGCCAUUGUGCUCAGCUGAAAGAAGCCAAACAGAUGAGAAUUAUGCCCCAUCUGUCAGUGUGAAUCAAUGAAAUUACUUUGGCACUAAGCUGUAAUCAAUACUUAUUAUACUUUGCUUUUUCACACUGAACCUUUUUUUUUUAAAUACUGGAGAAAUCAGUGUUUUCACUCAGUCCAAAGCAUUCAGCUGUUGCAUUGCUGUUUUGUUUUCGAAGUUCAAUCACAACCAGGUUUCCGCAUCCAGCCUGCACCUUUUGAUGCAAAUAAACCCCGGUGUGCAUGCGUGCCCUCAGGUCAUAUCUGGCAAGUUCACAGACCAGUGUGAUUUCUUGUGACAAAGAAAGCUAGCCUGUGGCUGUGAGGGCAGGCUUAGGAUACCUGACACCUGAAUACAAAACCUGCUCCAUUGUCCUGGGUGUUAUUGUGUUCACGAGUAUGUUUUCGGCAUGCCUUUGGCAAAUUUGGGCUUUUUGAUCAAUCUUAAAGAUAAAGUAAGAAUUUGCUCAUUUAAACAAUCUGCAUUGUGUUUUAGUUAACUACUUUUCAGAUGGGUGGAUGAGAGUCUGUUAUUGUUUUAGAGUUUUCAGAUGGCCAGAAACGGCUGAUGAUGAUUUGUGGAUGAGUUUAAGAGGAGGCAGUUUGUGUAUGUGUGAAUAAAAGUGCGAGUGAGUGACCAAUCUAAUCUGCAUCAGGUCUCUAGGGACAGACCAGUUUGUUUUUUUAUGAUGUUACUGCUGGACCCUUGUGCCCCACAGUGGGCUAAUUUGUGGUUUUGAGGCCAAUUUACACUCCCACUGGGACCUGUGUGUGUACAGACCUGCUCUCAAAUAUGUAAUUUUAACCUAUAUGCAGCACUGUGUAGAUUAUAAGAGACUUUUUUUUAACUGGUUGAUUUAAUUCUGUCAGACUGCAGAUUUUUUUAUUGGGAUUAUCUUGACCAUGUGCCUUGGAAAUUGAAAAAGCACAUGUCGAACACGAGAUCUUCACAAUUGGUUUAUUUUCAUUCUGACCUAAUGGCCUCAGUUUGGCAAUUUCACCACUUAUGUUAACUAAACAGAGAAACAGCUUUGAGUUUCUCCUCCCAUAACAUGGUGGUGAGAGUGUAGUUUGACUCUCUUAGAUCUACAUGGGAACUGAAAUUGGUACCAGACGAGAUACAGCCCCUGCAUCUGUGUCCUCAAAGAGUUUGAGGUCGGACUUUGUAGAUCACAAACUUUAAAUUAUCCUAUAAAUGUAUAUACAGACUAGCCUUCAUUUUAGCUUGUUUUGGCGAGAGUUUGACCCCGUGUGUGUGUGUGUGUGCUCGCCGCGACAUGGGAGGCAGACUGAAUUUACUAGUAAACAAUUAAACACGUGGAUGAGAUUAAACCUGUUUAGUUGUGGAUGUCACAAAAACACACACGCUGCUCGUAUUUAUUUUUGCUGAAGAUGGGAAGGAGGAGGAGAGGAUUAGUGAGAAGUUAUUUGGUAGCUAAGGAGUCCUGAGAGGAAAUUAGAAAAAGGAGAAGGGUGGGGGGUUGUGAACAAAUCAGAGCGACACACUUUACCCUCCUCUUUUAAAGGUGGCACAUGGCGAGGCUAUUGAGGGAGGAAAUUAGAUUUUUACAAGAGCUGGCUGCUGGCAGAGAGUAUCUGUGUGUGAGUGCUUCUGCUUUUGCUGUCGUGCUAAAUACUGAGAGUAACUGUGAGUCAUUAAGCAGUCACUGUUAUGAGACAUGUCCCUACACACACAUGAAGAGUAUGAACAAGAUGGUAUAGAAAAACACACACAUUACUCAUGUCUGACAUCGACAAACACAUAUUAUUAGACCUUGCUCACCAAAAGCCUUCACGAUGACCUGUGAGAUAGUGUUUACAUGAGUAUACGUUAGAAAAGUUCCCAGUCCAGCUGUGUAGACUAAACAUUCCUUAUACUGUUUUUAUGUGUGUGGUGUAAGCAUCACCUCAGGACUUCACUCAGAUAUCCCCCCUGUUGCUGAGAAAGGAAAAAUGAAAGCUCUCCGGGCGAUUCAAGGCGAUGUUUAAACAGGAAGGACCCCUUUGGUUAAACUGUAAGCUCAAAUUCAGCUAUUAGCACAGACGUUUUAGCUUGUUAUAAAAGUGGGCAUGAGGUGAAUGUGUAAAGGAGAAAUGAUCUGAGAGGAGAGAAAAGAAGGGGAACGUAAUUCUGACAUUUUUUCCAUUCAGUCUUUUUCCAUUUGCCUCCUCGCUAUCCCCCUCCUCAUGCUUCAGUGCUUGUGUCUGACUUCAGGCUUAAGGAAUCUGAUGUAACUGUAAUGGAGCUAUUAAAGAGGUGCUUUUUUAGGCUUUUACACACAUGUGGGGGUUUACUGUAAUGCUUAUCUGAACCUCUUACCCUCAGGGAUGGAGGCUGAAAGAAUGGUGAGAGCAAAGGGCUCGCAUGUGGGUGUUAGAAAAUAGACAAAUGAAAGGUGGGCUCUUGUUUGAAGGCAGUCUUGAGAUUUUUCAGUCUCUUUUCACCCUUAAAAUGUGCAACCAGAGUAGAUCUUGAAAAUUCUUUUAUGUCAUCUUUUAACCUUUUUAAAUCUUCCUCAAAGUGUGUGUGUGUAUGUGUGUUUGUGUGUGUGUCAGCAGCACUUCUGUCUCUUUACUUCUGAGCUAUUUGGACAGCUGUGCCUGGCUGUGUGUAUUACAGAGGUUGCGACCCUGACAUCUUGUUUAAUACCUGGCCCUCUCAGCCUAAUUGAUGGCCAGAGCAAACACUGUGGUCUGGGAUGGCUGGCUAUUCACUGGUGCAUGCAAGUGUGUCUGGCUGUGAAUAAAUAUUCCAGACUUACACAAAUAUGAAGCUGUACUUGAGUCUGCCUCGUAUAGAUAUACCUAAUAGACAUGUCACCAAAGACUAUUGUGGUUUGGUUAUUCUUUAUUCUAUAACUGCCUCCAGCUGUUUCUCUGUUUUUACUUAUUAUGUCUCUGCCCUCUCCUCAGGUUAUUCUCUGUGUCUGGGUAAAUCCUAUUUCUUCCGGUUCAACCAUCCCGAGGAGGCCAGCAGAAUGAAAAGCAUGCUUCCCCAAAAGAGCCCCGUGUCUGCUUUAGCGUACAACACAGGUGAGCGUGCAAGCACACAAAAAACAUGCACAGGUUGCGAUCUGACCCUUGGUCUUGUCCUUUUUUCUUUGAUCCUCCCUCUCAGCCUUUUGUUCUGCCACAUCACCGUCUUCUCUUCCAUCUCCCCUCCCUUUUUUAUCACCAUCUAUCUGUUAUUUGUCUGUUCCAUUCCUGCCUGUUUUUUGAAGAAACAUCUGGUUCCACAGAAAUCUUUGCUCCUAUGUCCUGCCAGGAAUUUAGGAUAAUGUUACAGGUAGACGAGAUCCAGGCAGGUAUGGGAGUUGUGCGGGUGUGGGUUUGGAGAAACACUGAAGGGAUGGGAGGGGGGCAGGUAUUUCUUUCAGCCCUCUCGUAUGUCUUCCCCUCCGAACAUACGGUCUCGCUGUCAAACAUAUGCUGAAACUUUAAAUCAGAGCAUAUUGGAAUGUUUUUGUCAUCUGGUGCUCCUCCGUUGCCGUGGAGAUACAGCUGGACUGUGCUGUCUCCUUGGUGAUUGAUCGAGCUGUAAGAAAGGUGUGUGUCUGAACCCUAGCUCUUUACCAUUAUAUAAGGACCCCCCCCCCACUCACUCUCUCUCUCUCUCUCUCUCGCUCUCUUUUUUUUCUAAAUUUUUUUCAAUUUCAAUAAGCUUUUUUAGCAUGACUGUUAUAGCAAAAUUGCCAAAGCAUUACAAUACAACAAUAACAACAAUUGUAAUUAUAACAAUAAUAAUAACACAACAACAACAGAAAUAAUAAUUAUGAUAAUAAUAUUAACAACAAUGAUAGCAAUAACAACAGUAAUAAUACUAACAAUACUACUACUAAUAAUAAUAAUGGCAGUACAGCAAUAAUAAUAACAAUAAUAAUAAUAUGAAGUACAAAAUGUAUAAAUAGAGUCAGUAUCAUGUUGAAGUUAAAAAAAGUUUAAAAAAUUUAAAAACUUAAAAACUCUCUCAUUCUCUCUAUCUUUUUUUUUUCAAUUUCAAUAAGCUUUAUUAGCAUGAUUGUUAUAAAAAAUAUUGCCAAAGCAUUACAAUACAACAAUAACAACAACAACGGUAGUAAUACAACAACUAAAUAAAAUGAAUAAAUAAAAUGAUACAAAUAAAAAAAUAAAACUAAAAAUAUUUUUAAAAUAAUAAUAAUAAUAAUCAUAAUAAUAACAAUAAUGAAAAUAAAAAGAAUAAUAAUAAAAAUAAAAAUAAUGAAAAAAUAAUAAUUAUACAAUAGUAAUAAUAAUACAACAAUAAUAAAAAUAAUGAAAUAUAUGAAAUAUAGAAAGAAUAAAUAGUGUCAGUGUCAUGUUGAAGUAAAAAAAAAAUUUAAACAUAAAACCUUUCUCUCUUUCUUUCUGUCUCUCUCUCUCUCUUUCUCUCUCUCACUUUCUUUACCUUCAAGCACACUCAUACUCACACUUAACAAAUUUUCUACCACAUGCAGUCAAAAUCUUUGCCUUCCAUCUUCAGUUUGCCAAGAAUCACACCCUAAAUCAUGCACCUAAAGUGAAAAAGAAAAAGCACUCACAGUUAAAUGAGCACAGCAUACAGGAGAAUAGAGUGGAGUUAGUGCACACCAGGGCUCCGGUAUAAUUCUGCCCAUGUAUGGACACAAACACCCUGAGUGUGCAUGUGUGUGUAUGUGUGUGUCUGGCCGUUUGUGUGGUUGUGGAUCUUAUGAUGUCUUUAAUUUUCUGCCCCAUUUCUCUCCACCAUGUUAGGUUAGACUUUUUCUCACACAGGCAUAUAAUCAGCUGUGAUGUGCACUUUUCGGUGCUUAUGUUUCUUUUUUUUAAAUAACUCAUCUUGUCAAGCUGGUCAAAUUUUCUCACUCACUGUCAAAGCUGUUGAACACAUAUGUUCACUCUUGGCAUAGAAAUGUACAUAUAUGUGCGUUUGACUCAGGCCCAGGCCCACAUUCGUCAGUUGUUGGAAAACCUUUGUAUGUGUGCGAUGUGUGUAUCACAGUUAAACACUGGGUGGUCUGUGCUUGAACACUGGUAAUAGCUUCUUUUCCACAUAAAGCCACAGAUGAAAAAAGCCUUGGCAGGUCUCUCACAUAUUGCUUUUCUCUACCUUGCGCUUUCUUCUUGAUGAGAUUUCAUUUAGUUUAGUGUUUUUAGUGUUUUUUAUUCUGCUCUGUUCAAUAGUUGCUACCAGAAAUGUUUUUUUCUGUCUUCACCAAUAUUUUACCAACUUAAAAAAAUACCUUUUGCUGAUUUGGCUUUAAGAUUUGAAAGGAAGGAAGUGAAUUUGACUCAGCUGAGGUUUGGACAAAGACCCUUCAUUGCUGAAACAGCUUUACAUAAAAGGCUUUAGGAAGGGCGAGGGGCCUCCUGAGGGUAGUCAGGAAUAUUUCGUGGUCUUUUUCAUUUCCCAAAAUCCUACUUUUGGAAACUGAAGUCGAAAUUGGGUUGCAAUGUUUGUCUUGGACCUAAUGGAUGGGUUUGUGCGCGGGUGUAUUUGCAUGCAUGUCUGUGUGACUUGACUCCUACUCUCGGUGGUUAGCUACCAUUUGCAGAUUGUUUGGGUUGAGUUUGUCCUGCCGAGGCCCCUAUCUAUGAAUAGCUGCAGCUUCAGGUACAGACCCAGACUCUCUUUUUCUCCCUCCCUCCCUCUCUCUCUCUCUUUUCUUUAACCCUCCCUGUUUUUGUCUUAUGUCUUAUUCUUUACUUCCACUGGUUUUGUUUCACUACAUUUUUAAAAGUUGAACAGUCGCUUCGAAGGGAAGCAAAAUAAAAUGGCAUGAUAUCAGCAGAUAAUAGAUCACAAAGCUGAUCAGUCAAAACAGCAAGUAUAGACAUUUCUGCAGAUAUGAUUGUCAUCCAAAUUGAUUGUUAACAUUUUCGUCUAGCUUUAUUUUUCCAGUUUGUUUUUUGAUAAAUAUCCCUCUGUUUUCUUCUGCAUUUCCUCAUUUUAGACAUUAAUUCUUUCCUUCAUUUUACCCCCUCGCCCACCUCCAGAUUACCUAAAGUUUAGCAGUGACUAUGGCCAUGCGGUGGUGGGUGGAACCAGCAGUGCUAGAGGCAUGCGGUCUGCCUCCGAGCUCCGGGACUUGAUGGACACCCUGCAGCGCAAGAAGAUAGCUCUGGAGAACAGCCUCCGAGCCAACGGGAACGCCAAUCCCUCCUAUUUCAGUGUGACACAGGUCAGCUAUCCUUUAGCUCCAUUUUAGUUUGUCAAUCUGGAUGUUUGAAUGUUUGUCAUGGUUUACUCACUAUUCUUUCCCCUAUUUUUCCCCAGUCACCCCCCACCACGCCUGUCACAAGCCCCGCCACGUCUUCCACAGCCUACCAGGAACAGGCAAGACGUUUCUACGGCUCAGAUCGUCCUCCCAUGUCUUUAAAAACAGCUCCUCCAUCUUCUCCUGGGCGGAGGUCAGACCCCACUUCUUCCCUGUCCACUCGCACAUCCAUGAGUCGCAGCCAAGACGGCUAUGGCGUUAGUGAGAGCAGGAGACUGCACAACCAGGGCUCCUCAAGUUUACUGUCCACAUGGAACGGCGGGGGUUCCUCCAUUUCUGUUGAUGGCAGCAACAGCCUCCUCCUCUCCCUCCCUCCCUCUUCUGCCUCAUCUCGCACGCCAUCAGCAGGAGGUGCUGUGAGCAUGCCUUCAAGCCCCCGUCUUGGACGCCGUAGCUUUGGCAACCAAGAGCCGUUGCCCAGCAGUCGAACCAGGAAGUACUCUGCAGGCUCGCUGACUGGUAUGAUGGUAGGAGGACACAGCCGCUCGCUGCCACGCCUCUGCCCUUCCCCGUCUCCUCGUGACAACAACAACGGAGCCCUGACCCUGUCCACCUUGCCCCCACGGCGAUCUGACAUUGCUGGAGGUUACAAAUACAGUAAAGACCUUUAUAACAACCAGAACGGUAGUACUGACCUCAACCACAACUCGGCUAACUUCAGUCAGCUUUCCGCUAACAGGAAUCAAAACCAGAACACCACCCAGGGAGAAGGUGUCGUGUCUAUCUCCCUCUCUUCCCCAAAGAUCCUGUCUUCCGCCACUCCUUCCAUCCCCUCCACAGCUACCCCACCUGACGUGACGAUUCCAUCCAGAGCGGGAGGUUCCUCGUCUCCCCGCGUGGCUAAAAAACUCAGCCUUACCUCCACGAGCUCUGUUGGCUCCAUCAGCUCCUCAAGUUCAGGAGUGGAUGCAUAUUUAGGGGAGAGGCGAGGGGUAGGCUUGGAACUCACCGGUGUGUCCGGGCUUGGACUCGGCGAGAGGAGGUCUUCAUUUGGAAAGGCGGGCUUGGAACCUGGGAUGGGUUUAGGUGAGAGGAGACAGUCAUUCGGAAAGGCGGGAGUGACCCCACCUGGGGGGUUCAGGGAAAGACGGGGGAGUAUCAGCUCUCUUAGUGGGAAGGAGGAGCUGACGGACUAUCAUCAUCGUCAAAAAGAAGAGAGACUCCGAGAGCAGGAGGUGGAGAGACUGGUGAGUUUAUAUUUGUAGUAGGGGUCUAAAAAUACAUAUUUUUACCAGUAUGUGCAAACAAAGUUUCACAUGAUGAUAAAUAUGAAGAGAGGGAUUAGGGAUUUUUGUGAUGGCCACUUUACACUUGUCUUCACCUUUUCAUGCAAUGCAGAUUUGUUUUGAUAAAUCAAGACACCUUGGUAUUUUGUAUCUUAGGUCUAAAGUUUGGAUAUUCACCUCACUAUAUGGUUUAUAUCUUUACAUAUAUGUAAAUCAGCCACCAAUUUAGCAAGGACACUUCCCAUUUUACAAAAGUAAAAGCAUGUGCACACUCUAGACUUGAACCCAGACAGCUUGAUAAUCUCUUGUCGUCUUGCUCCUCCUUGGCUGCUUGUGCAUGCCAAGAAUGGAGGGAUGACCUGGAUGGAUAGUUCAGAUUUCGUUUUCAUUAAAAGUGCAGGAAUCCAGAAUUAGCAAGUGUUUAAUACGGGCGGUUUUUCGACGGGUGAAAAGUUUGUUUUUGUUUAGAUUAGAAAAUAAGAUGCAGAUUAAAGCUGGACGAUUGCUGCAAACAUUCAUGACGAUAUCGACUCCCAGGAAUGCCUCCCUUCAUUCCAUCCUCCUCCUUGUCCUCUCAAUCACCCUCUCCAGGAGAGCUAAACACACACACACACAAAAUUAAGUCCACCAUUACCCAGAUGCUUCUGGCAGUUAGCCCAUACUUAAAGGACUAUUCUUAACCUCGUGCUUGAAUUAUACAUGUGUGUGUUUGUCUACGCUUGUGUAUGUGUGGUGCACGUCCAUGUCAGUUAACUGGAGCUCCGCCCAGUGUGGCUCAGACCACUGAGGAGCCACAGCACACAUCAAUAAGAUGAUGGUCAGAGGAGCCCAGAAGAUUAGAGAGCAGAGUUUGAGUGUAGCAGGUGGAUAAACAUACAGAUGCUCAACAUAUAAUGACAACUGGACUCAUAAACCCUCCCUCUUUUUUGUCUCACUCUUUCACACAGCCACAUUCUCCAGAGUGAACCGGUGGUUAAGCUGUGAGAAAUAGUUUUCUGGAGGCCGUACAAACCGAAACGUUUAAAAAGCUUCACACUGGUUUUCAGUUAGCCACCAGAUAUCCCGGAUCGAGGUUAUACUUACAAGAUGGAGUACCUGGCCUCCUCUGGUUUAAUCAGAGUGUCAGAAAAAGAUGGGAAAUGAACUGAACCAAGUUAGUUUUGCAUUUGUCAUGAUUUAAUCUGAAGCCAACUUUGCUCUUUAUCCUGAUGCAAAAAAGAAAAAAAAACACCUUUUAGCAGGAUGUUGAGUUGGUUUAGUCUCUUUCACUUUUAAUAGAAUUUUUUUUUCCACAGCAAAAUAGCUCUGAAUAACCAAAUGUGAAUAUUUAUCUGAUUUUAACUGUUUAUUCCAAGCACUUGAAGUUAUUUUUAACCAAUAUCUGUGAGUUUGCAGCUACAGCUAAAAAAAGCAUUUCUCAAACUUUGACUGCCCUCUAGUGGUAGAAGUGGAAACAUGCAUUCUGUCAAUUCUGAAAGGUUUAAUAUGUUGUAUGUAGUAAUUAGCCAUGGUGCUAUUGAGAGUGUUCAUCUUUAUCCUAGAUGUAUGUGUGGAGGUCAGGCGACUAUGUACAUUUAUUUUAUGUUUAAAAUUUAGCAUUUAUCAAAGCAGCUUUUCUUUUCAGCCCGAACAGUUUAGUAUUUGCAGAGUAAGAAUAUGAGUAAAAUAAUUUUAUAGGGAUCAACAAGGAAGUAGUAAUAAGAAAAAGACACAAGUGACACAAGAGGAAGUGUUCAAUAUUUCAGUUCUGGCUUUGCUCUUCCAGCGGGCUUCCCCCGGUCCUGCUCUGUCCCCCUUUUUCCGUCUCUUUGUAGUUGGCAGCUGAUUACUAAAAGGGCUCCACAGAGACUUGGGUGCAUUAGAAUAGAACAAGGUGACAAACUGACACGGGCUUGUUCUGCUGCAGCUACUGGUUCACGUUACACUCUAUAAACAGGGUGUGUGUGUAUUUGUGUUCAUUCACAUAUACAUAUAAGAUUAUUCCACUUCAAUCAAUUUAUUUAUCUUAUAUCAACUGGUUUGAUUUAUUAGUUUUUUUCACAACUAAUAAAUCUUUUUUGUAAGUUACUAACUUUCCCAAACAGAGGAAACCCUUAAGUUGUUCCUUACGUUUUAAAUGACUUCCAUAAGACCCAAAUAGUCUAAACCUCACCUGCUUCACUUUCCUUCCUGUUUUGUUUCCUAAGUGGUCGUACACACAGACACAUUCCUGUGUUUCGAGUCGUCCCUGCUCUCAUGCACACCUACCAGAGUUGACAGCUGCCCACCUCCUCAUUAGCCCCCUCUCUCACCCUCACACGAACGCAUACAGUACACUCAACUUUUUUUCAACCCCUUUUGAUUUCUAACGUUACAUCCACAGACAUGCUGCGUGGCUUCAGUGUCUCUCCUUCCAGAGAAGUUGAUGCUGACCUGAUGCAUUUUCCAUUACUCCUCAUAUCACUGUGUUCGGUCAGGGAGAACUUUUGAGAGGGGGACGCAAACUCCAGGGGUUUUUAAUGAAAAGAUAUAGUGUUUUUAUGGAUUUACUAAUGUGUAUCUAAGGACGAUACAAGAAGGGAUUUUAAAGAGUAUAUUUGGGACUCAUGAGGACAUUUGAACAAGGACGAAUCGACCUCAGACAUGCUUCCACAGGUAACAUGAGCACUGGAAACUUGUUUUAUGAUGUAGAGAUGUUUCCCCACUGUAGUGGAGCUGUCGUGUCUCCAAAACUAUAGCGUAGUGCUGAACUAGAUGUUCAUUUUAAGACAUUUGAAAGUGCAUAUGCCAGUAAAUGCAAAGAUGUAAUUUCCAAACCAGUUGAGAAAAGUUUUUAAAGUUGAUUGGUUUGAACAAAAAAUAUUACAUUUAAAUACGGAGGAUUUACAUUUUUGUUUUGGAUGUAUGAUGUGUUUUGCACAUUUGACACUAGUUCCUUUUUUAAACUGCUGUACAGUAGUUCAAAGACUGUCAUAUUCAACAGUAUGUGUGCAGAAUUAAAAGCUUCAUGCUCUGCAGAAAUAAGUGGACCAACUAAGUUGAAAUCAAAGGGUGAUGAUUUAUGAGGUUUGUGACUGAAAUCCAAUUUGAAUAAAGUGGUUUAAUUCUCUUCAGAUCUCACUAAAUCAAGUUAAAGCUGUUUAUUGUAAUGGCAGCAUUAUAAAUAAUCCACUCAGACAAGCUUCAUGAAGAGGACUAACAGCUGUACUCUCAUAUAAUCACAGUCAUCGCCGUGUUUUUGCUCAUUUCAGGAGCGACAGCGGCUAGAGACCAUCUUGUCUUUGUGUACGGAGCUGGGCCGGUCUGAGAGAGAGGGAGGCGGCACAACAACAGACCCCACUUCAGCUGUGGCAGAUCUUCAGAAGAUCAACCAGGAGCUGGAGAAGCUACAAGUAAACGAUGAUGACGACGACACUCCGUCGGUCUUUUCUGACUCUUCUGCUCUAAACGGAACAACAGGGAACGGACACACGACCUCUCCGGGGUUAGAGAACGGUUACUACGACGAUGAUCUACAGGUACGACGGAGGCGCAGCAGCGGCCAGCGGGACAACAGGGCGGAAUCUCCUGCUGUCAGUGUGCGAAGCUUUGGACCCUCUCCUUCUCCGAGAAUACAGAGGACUAAUGAGGUAGACAAGGACACACAUUUGGUUUACCCUUCUGUGUACAUAUUGAUCCCCUUCAUAAGAUUACAAUUGUCAGACUGUAUUGAGGAGUAUUCACCAGUUGGCCAAUACUUGAAUCGGUCACGGAGUCAGAGAUUUAUGAAACAAAGAUGGAUGAGCACCUGUUUGCUUUCAUAUCCAGAUGAGGUAGCCUUAUGACUUAUAUGCUGACUUUGGCUGCACAAAAACUGGAUUUUCACUCCACUAGUGUAGGUGUUGGAUGUUAGGGAAACUUCUGUAAUGAUAGGUUUAAUUUCACCAGAAUACCCGAGUGAUAAAAAGCAAACAGAAAGACCUGAAAGUGCACAAACUGGUGAAAGCAUGAGCUGAGAUAGCCUUAUAGAGUAAAAACAGAAUAAUCCUCCACCUUCAAAAUGUUUAAAGAAACUCAAAUGCAUGUUAAAUAUACCGCACAUCCAGCCUUCUGUAUGAUAAGACUGCUCAAGUGCAACCUUUGACUUUAGACAGCUUCUUAAAAGAUUAAUCCGGAUUAAUGUGGGAAGUGAUUAUGUGUGCUGUUCUUUGUGAAAAACAUGAGAGUGACAAGGUCUCCUAACGCUUCUGCUAACCCUCGGAAAGUAUCGACCCGUAUAUUAUUUGUGAGCGCAGAUGGGAGAUAUUUACAGCCGUUUAUUAGAUUAGAUUAGAUUAGAUUAGAGCGGGUGAUGUGUUACUAUUCAGAAUUAACAGCUGCUGUUUGUGGUUUGAGGUGGACUCAAUGAGCUUGUGCCUACACACAGUUCUUUGCAGAAGGAUGAAAAUGACUGAACUGAUGAUGAAUAUCCCCUCAUUAAUCCAUUUGUUUGUUGAUCAUUGUGUUUCCAGGUUCUAGAUGAUACACCUCGUUACCGCAGACAAGAAGUGAGGCCUUCGGAGGAGGAAGUAAGGCGUGUGGAGGAGGAGAGGAUCCAGGUGCUGAACAACAUGGAGGAGGUGGAGCAAAAGGUCAAAGAGCUGGACAAUCAGAUCGAAGAAUCAGCUCGAGAGGUAAAAGAAAGAAGAGGGAGAUGGAGGUGGUGGCGAUAUGAAUCAGAAAACACACUUUUUUUAACAUCAUUUGUUUGUUUGAAUACAAAAGUAGGUAGGACAGUGCAAAGGUUUUACUAAUAGUAGGACACUGACAUACUCACUGGUUUAUUUACUCAAGGUGGAGGUGGAGCGAGCGCUGGUGGAGGCUGAGAUGGAGUCUGAGGCGGCCGCUCUCCAGCAGGAAAAAGAUGCUCUGGAGGCACUUCACAGCAAAAUGGCAGACUUAGAGACCAAGUCCCAGCAGGAGAAAGAAAAGGUAUUUGACAGGCUGUGCUUCAAUGUAGAAAAAUGGGAGCCAAAGGGGGGGUACUGACUUCUAAAAAGGUGGUUUAAUGAUGGAUUCUGACAGUAGUUUGGACUCUUUGUGGAAAGACCGGUAAGUUUCAUGUCAAGCUCAGGGGAGAAAAAAACACUGAAAAAAUCUUACAAGUGUUUUAAAAGUUUUUAACCACAUCCGCGUCAAGCUUUUGCGUUGAAAAUAGCUUUUUAACGACAGUAUGUAUUUCCCUUCCCAAAGUGUUUGUGUUUAUGUACAGCGUUGAAAAUGCAUACGCUAUGCAGAGACCGUCAUAAAUUUCGGGGUCAUGUGACUUACUGGUAGGUGUUAAUCCUUCUCAUGCUGUCUGUGGUCCAAAUAUAUAUCUGUUAAUGCUGCCCAGGGUAUAGCGGUCACCAAGUGAUACUAUCUUACACUCUCCCGCUGAAGGAUUACGGGUGUUUGUAAUCGAGUGUGCGUGUGUCAGUCUAAGUUUAUACCAAUAUGUGGUAUCAUUCACUGGGUGUGAAGUGUAAUGGGAGAAACAGAUUGAAUUUGUCGUGUAUAGAUGUGUGUUUGUGAGAGAGUAGAGGUCCAAGGACGCACUUCUUUAUAAAGCCGCUUUAUGGUGUGUUUGAGGGAAAGAGAGGAAGAACACAGACAAGAUAAGUGUUGGUUAAACAAGGAAGUGAAGGUGAAUGCUCGCACAGAUUUGGGGUGAAUGUUAAUGUUGUGUUGUUUAAACACAGACCCACUAAUCAAUCCAUCCAUCCCAUAAAUCAUUUCCAUUCAAACAAACCGGACAUGAGAGGAGAGAAAGAAGCUGCGGCUCGAGUUUCACGCUAUCUUCAUGCCUUCAUUUCUACUUAAUUUCUCCCUAGAUCUCCAUCGCUUUUGUAGAUUGAUUUCUCUAGCUUCCCCUCCCGCCCAUCCCUUUAGGCUAAUCUUGCUGACCUGGUUGCCGUAGUGACUAACUGUGGCUUCCCCAGUCCCACUAACGCUGCCACCCUCUCUCUGUCCUGUGUACGUGUGUGGGCACCUGUGUCUGUUUGUACGUACACAAAAACAAAUGUGUACACGCGCACUGUGUGGGAAUGCAUGUGCGUCUUUGUGUUUGGACGUGUGUGUGUGUGUGUGUGUGUGUCAGUCGUGCGAGUUGCUGCAGGCAGAAAGGGGCAGAGUAGAGAGGUUGGCUCAGAUUGUGUGUGAGCAACGCUCCCAGCUGGACAGCUGCCCUGAGGCCACCAAGGAGCCCCUGCAGGAGCAGCUGGCCAGGGUCAGUACACACACACACACACACACACACACACACACACACACACACACACACACACACACACACACACACACACACACACACACACACACCACACAAACACUCAAACCUCACAAAUGCACAGGUAUACUUCAUACCAUAUAUACAUGAGUUUGUAAACCUUGGUGUCCUUCCAUUCAAAAUGCAAUAAGCUGACUGUUGUUUGUUUUCUGCUGGUCUAUAUGAUGGGAACUGUAACAGGUGUGCAUGCAAACAGAGACAGAAGGAAACUCAGAGCAAAACAGAUAUAAGUGUACAUAAAAAAGUGCAUAUGUGAAGGAAACUCUCAAAUAGACCAGGGAAGAGUCAUGAGGUGGACUUGCAUGUAAAUGUGUAUUUACUUUCCUGUGCUAAUUUGCCUGGUGUAUGUUUGUUCAUUUUUGUAAUGUCUGUGUCCAGCUCUACUAUAUUUAUCAUUUCUUCUUAUUUUAUCAAAAGGUUGGGGCGUAUGAGGGUACAAGAUAUGAUAAUAAGUGUUCUAUGGUUUCAUUUACUACCUAUAAUUCAAUGCAACUAAGUUUUCAACUUUUCAUUCAGGUUCCAGAGAGAAUUCAGUCAUAGCCGCACUCUGUAACUCAACUGCUGGCUAAUAUGAACCAGUUAGUGGUCAGCAGAGCCCCCUUGUGGCAAAAUGCUGCAACUCUGUACAAAGAACCACCUCAUGGAAGGACACAACAGAAGGGACAUAAUAGAUGUACAUCUUAAAACCAGAAAGCAAUCAUAUAACAUUUAAAGCAACAGUACCUUACCACAUAAACAUGUUAUCAGUUAUUUUUUUACCAUCAAGUACAUAAAAGUCCGUCUUCAGAGUCAGAUUUAGAAGACAAAGAGGCAGGUCUACAUCCACUGCUACAUUUAACCUGCAUGAGUUUUCUCCUGUGUUGUUUUUCACGGAAAUAAACUUGUGUUUAUUUGAGCUCUGGUUUUUAAAAAAGUCUAUAAUUGGGGUAUUGUUUAUAGUGCUUCCAUGUUGCAUGUUUACUUGUCACACUUUGGUGUCUGCAUGACUGUUCAGUUCUGAUGAUGCAGGACGGAUCUGAGUGUCUGGUUUGCAUCGUCUUUGUCAGAUUGUGUUUUGUGUUUUAUGCUGACACCCAGUGAGAGUGGAUUUUCAUCUGGAAUAUUUGCAAUGUUUCAAUUUUCAAAAAAUGAGUUUUGUUUUUGUUUGUUUUAGGUUUUAUGUGUUUGUUCAUGUAAAUUUGCAUAAUUGUUUGAUUUGUUGUGUCAUUUAAUCACCUUUUAGUCAAGUUUUCACUAAAUAUCCCAACCGGAAAACCUAAUAUUCAUCACUGCUUUUGUAGAACCAUUAUACUGUCAUCCUUUAAAACUUCAUAUGUUAUAUAGUACUUAAAUGUAUUAACUGUCAUACAACCUUGUUGUUUGUUUGUGUGUGAGCACAGGUCCUUUGUUCUGAAUAUGUUGUUUGUUUCCUCCAGUAUACACUCAUUUUAUAUGCUCGUUUGUCUCCGUUUUGUCUUUGUGUGUUUUGGUCUGUAGGAUUGUGAAGUGCUUGACACAGAGACAAAGCGAUUUGAAGACCUCGAGUUCCAGCAACUGGAGAAAGAAAGCCGGCAAGACGAGGAGAAGGAGACCCAUACGCAACAAAUCCUGCGGGAGAUCGCAGACUACCAGAGAAGCUCCGUUACCCGCAAGGUACCAAAUGUCUGUUUUUUAAUAUAAAAUUAAAGGAGGUAAGAGUCCUCAUUUAGUAUGAAGAUGAUAUCAGUGCUUAGCUAACAACUUAUUUAUUUUUUCAGGAGCGACUGUUAACACUGAAGAAGCAGGCAGUUCAGAUUACCCAGCAGGCUCAGCGGGAGAAGGAGAGCUUCAUGAAGGAGAGGAGUAACCUUGAAGCGAUGCUGCAAAGGGUACAAAGAUUAUUCCUGUGUAAACAUACGAUGAAAAUCUUUGUUUUUUGGGCCUGUGAUAGUAAUGCUUUAAUUUCAACAGCUUGUCAGAUUAUGUAUUCAUUACACCCAGACAUUACAAUUUAUCCCUGCAGCUUUGUAAACACAUGCCAUAAAUUUAAUCUGCUUUCAAUUUAUUUAAUCCUGUCUAUUCUAUUCUGUCUGUAAUUCCAAAUGCAUUAAGAGCAGUGCAGCCUUUUCUGUACUCAGCACUGACAGUUCCUGAUGAUAAUAAAAACCAACACUGCGUCUCUUUGUCUUGUCAGGAGAAAGAAAACCUGGCAACGCUAGAAAGAAAAUACGCAGACCUCACCGGUGGCCGUGCUUUCACUCUUAGGGAGGUAGGUUUGAUUGACAGCUGUCAGACAAGAAAACAAGAACGAUCUUCCUCUUUCAGACUUUCAAAGGAGGCAGGAUCCUCCUACUGUUUAAUCUCUGGGGUUUCCUUCUUCUUCUGCUGUCUGUUAGGAUACAGCCUCUCUGGCUGAUGUGUGUCAGUGUUUUAGCAAUCAUUGCAGUGACAACACAUCUACCACAAGUUCUCCUCCUCCUCCUCCUCCAGUCAGCCUGUGUGCCCUCUCAUCCCUUCUUUCCUCUAUUUUUCUCAAGAAUGCCGAGGUACUUUCUUCUCUUGUGCCUGUUUUCCAUUUCUCCUCCUGGUUUGGAUUAUCUGUCUUUUAUUCACGACCUCUCCCUGUUUGAAUUUUCUGUUUUUGGCGUCUUGUCAGUGUCAAUCUCUGUAAUGCAAAAGGAAAGACGUAACUGUUUCAUCCCUUGAUUUCUUGCACAGCUCGUACUCACACAUAUUAAUACUGUGGUAACCUUGUACAAAUGUCUGUUGUCAUGUGUAAUCACCUCAGUGUUAACAGUGUCAGAAAUUAUCUGUGUUUGACGAUGAUUUUUAUGUGAAACCGCUGCGAUGACUACCAAGUUCUGCAUCAGUCUAACCACUUCUCAAGUUUGUCAUAACAAAUUAAUAUGGCUGCCUCACUCCAUGCAAUGCCUCACCCUUUUUCUCUCCCCCAUUUCUCCACACGAUGCUUUCCAGGGCUAUGUCACAGUCAGUGAAAUCAAUGAGCUUUACUCACAGCUUGGGGGGGACCUUAAACCCGCCCCGGCCCUCGCUCUGGCCAAUGCCUCUCCUGAGUCCACAGCAAACCCCUCCCCUGACAGUGACACCGCCAAACCACAAGAGGAUGAGGUGUGUGUAAAGGUGUAAAGGGCCUGUAUCGGUGGUGUAGUGCGUAGUUAUAGAUGCUGGAGAAAGUCUGUGUCGAUGAAAGAGCUCUUAAAUCCUCCAGUUUCUCUCUUUUGUUCUGACUUUUUCCUGACAGUUUCCUUCCUUUCUUCUUUUUCAAGCCCUCUCAUUCUUCCUCACCUGCCGACUACCACUCCUUGUCCUCCUCUUCUUCUUCCUCCUCCUCUCAUUCAAAUCCCCGCCCCCUUCCCAAAACACCAUCUGUGCACUGGCCAGAGAAUAUGGUGUCAUAUCGAGACCCCUCUCCCCUUCCUGACUCCCCCCCUCCCCCUCUUCCUGUCAAAAAACGCCAUCACCGACACAGGCAGGUAAUAUACUGUAUAGAUGUGUGUGUGUUUGUACCAGCAGCAGUGUGUCUGCCUGCUUCAUAAAUCUAUGUUUUUAAUUUUAUGUUUAUAAAAAUCUAUUCUCUAUUAACUGUAGACAACACUACCUCCAUUUUUGUUUGUCCAAUUGUGCACUUUAUUAGCAAUUCCGCCUGCUGGAGGAGAGGAAAAGAUCUGAGAGAGAAUUUGGCUCCCAUCUGAGUGACACUUUACCCCGGAAGAAAACCACACCCACCAUGACCCCCCAGUUCACCUGUGCAACACUGGGACGCAGCUUCCCAAACAAGGUGAACAUGCUGAUGGUCAGAUCAUACGUUUUUCUUGCUCUGUCUCUAGCCUUUCUUUAUAUUUUCAAGACAACAUGUAAUGUGUGCAAGUAUGGAUAUGAAUUUGAUCAAUUCCCAGGUCUUAAAAAGUAUGGAAGAUGAAAAAUAAAGUAUGGAAAAAUAUGUAUGUUUCCAGCGUAUUACCACAGUUCUGAAAUACUGUUUUCUAAAAUAGAAAAGUAGGUAUUUACAAAAAUCCUGCUAAAAAGUAGGGUAUGGAAAAGUAUGGAAAUUCCAACUGUUGUAAGAACUCUGUGUGUGAGAUGCUAUUUAACAUGAUUUAAUCCUUCCGUGUUUUGAUAACAGCCUCAUCAGCCCCUAGUGCAGAGCACAAGUUGUGGCAGUAUCCUUCCCAGAAUCCUUUCCUUAUCCAAUAAGGAGACAGAAUCUCGGCGUCUGCAUAAAGGUACACACCCACUCACACUUGGACGACAUCUUUUGGUUGUAACAAAUAGUGAUGGGCAUGGCAGUUCUUUUAGAUGUACUGAAUCACUAGAAUCAGUUCACUGAAAAGAUUCAUUCACCAAAUCACUGAAUCAUUCAGCGCUUGGUGGGAGGAGCCUGUGACUCCGACCUCCUGAACUGAUACACAGCUGAAUGUUUCAGGAUGUUCAGGAUGUUGUAAGUGUACUGUCCUAUGGUAUGAUAUUUACCAGGUCUGCUCGGUAAAUUGGGGUCAGUGAGUGAUUUGUUCACUGAACGUUUAGAAGAAGUCACACUGAACAUGCACCGUUCCCUCACAAACCGCUGCAAUAACAGGAUGCUGUGGGUUUUAUGCACUACUUGUUACAUGCUGUGUCGUACUGUAUGCAAGUUUUUGUGGUGGCAAUGUAGCAGUAAAAAAAAAAAGUUAUUUUUAUCCAACAAAAAUGAUUACAGAGAGUAUAGUUCAAUGCGUGAUUUGUUCACCAAGUGAUUUAGGCGUUGGUGCAUGUGGUCCCUCGUUCCCUGGCUGCUCACCCGGCAAUGCUGCAUGCUAUAGCAGCUGCAGUGAGUCAACAAAAGUGAGGAACAGACAAAUCACUUGAUUGGGUUCAGUACGUUCACUUAAAAGAUUCGGUUCUUUUGAACGGUUCGUUCGCGAACGACAACACUAGUAACAAAAUCACAUCAUGUAUGGUCAUCAUCUGUCUUUAUUGUGCUUUCUCAGAUUACGAAGUGUACUGUAAUCAGAAUCUCACAAAGGUUUUAUCGUUGCACUUUGACAAAUAAGUUGCAGUCUGAGCAUUGUGGUUUUUGUUUUGUAAAUCUGGUGCUGUGUUUUCCGGACACUGGCGCAUGGAUCUAGUCCCCGAGUCCCUUUGGUUGCUUGAUCUGGCUCAUCAGUUGGGUGGGUCUGCAGCACGAGCCUGAUAGAAUCAUGUUUUUCUGUUUGGCUGUUGUAUCCUGUAUGCUGAGGCUGCGUCUGUAUCUCUUUUAAGUAUCUGCUCUGUAAUUUUGUCAACAUUCCUUCGUCUGCUUCUUCCUCACUGACAUCCUCCGUCUGCAGUAACUACUCGUGGCAUUUCUUGUUGUACAUGCAUUUAUUUUGCUUAUAUUUUCUUCGGUUUGUUGCUGCGUCCUGUAUUUUCAAGCUGGGGCAGCUACACCAGUAAGGUGUUGAGUAUUUAUUUUAGACGUAUAGAGCAUUUCACGCUGGCGGGGCUUUGCAAUCCAAAAUCGCAGCCAGCUGAGCAAACGGCUGUCCCAGAUGAGGUGACACAGACAGGUACAGCCCAGGUGUGCAUUGCAAGAAGAGGUUAUGUUGGACUGACCUGAAACUGUUGCUAUACUCUUUGUUUUUUUGCAGGUCAGCCAGGCUCCCGAGCAGCUUCCCAGACCAACGUCUACCUUGAUGCCUUCGGAUACCGGGACAACCAGGCCUUUGACACGAUGAGUGUAGACAGCACUGACUCUAUUGAAACCAGCAUCUCUGCCUGCUCACCUGACAACGUCUCAAGGUGAGUCAAAUAUCUUUCAGUAUGUGCCUCUGAUUAUGAUGUAAGAUCAGUUUGGCUUGGAUAUUUCUUAGUUAUUACCAUAAUCAACACUUUUUUUGCCAGAUUUGAAAAAUGUGUUGAGAAAAAGCUAAAAUAUCUAAAAAAAGAGGCUGAAAAUACAGAAAUGUCAAAACUUGAACUCACAAAAAUGUUCCUUUUGUGUCGGUAAUAUGAAACAUAGACUGUCGGAAGGGUCGGGGAGAGUGGGGCCAACAAAGAGAGUAGAAAGUGAGUUAAUGUAAAAAGUGUGUGGAGCUGCAUAGCAGAGGUUUCCCGCCUUUCAUGGUCCCCCCUUCGAGAAUAAGAUGUGUGGAGCUGUGUGUGUUGGAGGGGGACUCUUGAUUAGUGUUUGAAGGGUCAGGUUACAGAAGAGGGGAAACAUGAAGGUGUGUGUGUGUUCAGUCAACCCCCUCAGGUCCAGAUGAACUCGGCAAACUAGUACAAGAGAGCGGAGGUGCAUUUGGGGGUCCUCCACCCCCCCGUCUGGACUGAAACCAUGUGUGCAUGCUUUCUUUCUCUCCUUUUUUACAGUGGUUGCGUCUGUCUUUUGUCUCCCCGCCUCUUGUUCCUCUCAAUGGUAUGUUCUUGGUUUCUGCAAAAGUCUCCAUUUGCAGAUUGCUCUGUUUGCAUUGUAAGCCUUUCCUGCCUUAGUCAUCCUCAGCAUGCUCCCAGUUGGACUGUAUUAUACGGGCAUGCACCGAUUUCCCUGGACUGUGGAUCUCUGCUGGAUAAAAGACGUGGUCUGAUAACAGAUCUGGACUUUUUUUGUUGACUUGUCAGUGAUGCGUCCUGUUUCCUGGAGAUGUGGACGUUGGAGAAAGAUUACAUUUUUUCUCAAGAAAUCUAAAACCUUGUAAAAGAGAUUUGAAGUGGACUUUUCUGCAAUGACUAUGAGUGUGAUUCCCUCUCAUCGACGGAGGUAAGAGGAUGACAGGGUGAUGAAAUGAGGCUGAUGUUAACGUGAUUGAAGUACUGACAGGAAAACUAUCAGCUUAAUCAGAGUCUUAUUUUAAGUAAUGGACUUAAAUUCAGUAAAGCCUGCAUUUAAGGCUACUGCUGCAGUUUAUGUGACUGUGCACAUUAGAUUGGAUUGAAGCGGACUAUUUGAACAAACCUGUAAAAUUCUGAAUGCAUUAUUUUUAUUAAUUUAAACUAUGGGAAAACAAAGUGAGAGCUGCGGUUAUGAUUUGACAGAAAUCAAGCAAAUGCAUAAAAAAAAAAACAGACCCUGAACGCGGGAAGGCAACUUCUUUUCUCCCGUUUGUUCCACCCCUCAAACCCUGCGGAUCCUUUUUUUUCUCUUUUUGAUUACUUUGGUUACCCCACUUUUCCCUCUUCCUCCUGUCUUUCCCUCCUGAUUUGUUUAGGCUGACUCUAAUGUGUACCAUUCAUCUUUACAAUGUUGUGACAUCAUCACAGAUCAAAACUGGGUAUCCAGUUCCUCCUGGCUCCGGAUAAGAGAGAACGCCUGUGAGCGUGCAUGUGUUGCAGUGGGAGCUACAGGAUGAAACGGGGCUGUAUAAUUAGAGAGAGAAAUUAUGUUCAACAUGACAAACAUACAAAAUUCCUUCCCUGUGUUGUCAGACAAGAAUGCAUUUCAUGUGCGGACCAUCUGCGGUCUGGGAGACCUGAUGCUAGACGUGGCUGCUGUUUUGAACAGACAGACAGACUGUGACACAGCAGAGAGUCAGAAAGACUUGUGUGAAGAGAGGGAUACUCCAGUCCUUCCCACACCAUCAGAGGACCAUAAAAGGCUCUCAAUCAGGACUGUUCUCAGGAGAGUGCAGCAAUUUCUGUGGAGGGCUGAAUAGAAAACUGUGAGCCAUGAUUGAAUGUGUAUGUUCUCUCUCCACUAGUUUAAGCUCAUGUCUAUGUCUGUACCUGGAGACUAUGCAAUGCCUGGAAAAACGCAUGGAAAAGUCCAGCUGGGCUCAGUUUGUCACGCCUGCUGCAAAAGUUUAUUGAUUAACUUGGCAGCUGCCGUGUUUUAUUACACUGGUGUACUUCACGUUCAGAGGAAUGACAGCUGAUGUGGUGUUUGUAUCCUCAAGACUUUAUUACAAGUGGUUUAUUAAACUGUGAGGGGGAAAAAAAAGUUGACUCUGCUGUUUCUGAUGUGCGUGUGUCUGUCUGUUUGCUGCAGUGCCAGCACUUCUAACAUGGCCAAACUAGAGGAGAUGGAGCGCCUGCUGAGAGAAGCCCAGGCAGAGAAGAAAAGCCUCCUGGAGCACAAGGUCACCCUAACAUCAAGCUGGCUAUAAAUAGAGUGCCUGAAUCAUGUCCCUUCAUAUGCAUUUUUGAAUAAACCCCAAAACUUGAACUUAUUUUGCGAUAUUUAACCAGUCAAAUCAUUCCUUAGGAGCGAGAGAUGGACAUGCGAAAGCAGGCGUUUGAGGAGGAGCGGAAAAGAAGGGAAGAUCUGGAGAAAAGGUUACAAGAAGAGACGAACAGACGCCAGAAACUUAUCGACCGUGAGGUGAAACUGCGAGAAAAGCAAAGAGCACAGGUAGGAAAGAAAGACAUGAGAGUAUAAAAGUCUCAUUUCAUAAUCAUUACUGUUUAAACAUCCCUGUUUCUCCAGUUUUCAUGCUGUGCUACAGCUCAGUAUGUGUUCGCUUCUGUAGCUGACUUCUGUACAUUUCAUGCAUAUUUCUGUCCUCUUGUAUGCCUUCAAUCAUGUCUGGCAUUUUGCAGCAUAAGCUUCAUCCAUCAUCUUUUGUUCUCUGUGCUGGACCAUCAUCUGUUGGCAGCAGAAAAAAGAAUCCCAUACUUAAAUCUGUCUAAACAUCUGAAACACAUCUGUGUGAUUAUAUAAACACCUGAGAUAAUGUAAAUACAUUAAGUUCCAUCCUCUUUGAAUAAACCUCUUUUACUUUUCUCUCUCCAGUCUCGGCCGCUGACAAGAUACCUGCCCGUGCGGAAGGACGACUUUGACUUGCGGGCUCACAUUGAGUCUGCGGGCCACAGCACAGACACGUGCUUCCACUUGUCCAUCUCAGAGAAGACCUGCCGUGGUUACUUGGUCAAAAUGGGGGGUAAAAUAAAAACCUGGAAGAAACGCUGGUUUGUCUUUGAUCGUAAUCGACGAACGCUCUCCUACUAUGCAGGUAGGACACACGAGCUGCCGUGUAGCAACAAAUGUAACUAUUUUUAUUUCCAAUGCCUCCUUUUAAAGAAAAUCUAAAUCAAUAGAUAUGAGAACAUGUUAAACUACGUGUUUACAUUUGUAUUCCUUUAUUUUUAUAACAAAGCAUUUGUUUAAUCUGCAGACAAACAUGAAGCUAAGCUGAAAGGAGUUAUCUACUUUCAAGCUAUUGAGGAGGUGUAUUAUGAUCACUUGAAGAAUGCACACAAGGUAAGUUUAUAUACUGUAUAAAGCGUCACAUUCAAAGUGUCAUUUCUAAUCCUCGCUCACUCCUUUUUUCCUUCCUUUCUCUGCGACAGAGUCCGAACCCUUCCCUCACCUUCAGUGUCAAGACUCACGACAGGGUCUACUACAUGGUCGCUCCCUCUCCUGAGGCCAUGAGGAUUUGGAUGGAUGUGAUAGUCACGGGUGCUGAGGGGUACACUCAGUUCAUGGUGUAGGGAAGGGACAGGAUGUGACACCCUCCUGCCGUGGCUGUUUUUAGCUUUAAAGACUUUUCUAUUCCUUUUUUUUUAAUCUUGGACUUGUACAGAUGGACUUAUGAUAUGGUCACCUAUGCUGGAGAGUUAAAGUAUUCUAUGUCCUCACCCAUGCACGGAUUGUCCACCUUGUUCAGGAGAUAGGAAGUGUUGACAUUCAUAUUCAGCAUUUGUGUGGAUGGUAAGUGGGUGUAGGAUUUUAAUCUGAGCAUCAAAGGCUAUAGAUGUAUAAAGGUAACAAAGUGCUGGAGGUUUGAAAUGCGCUAAUGCUUAUCGCUGUGCCUCCGUAAGUUCAGGUAUAUGUCAGAGAAGAAGAUUCAUGUCCAAAAAUCACAAGGAGACCAGCUACAACAUGCUAAGUGCCAAUCAAACACCAAAAUAAACUUACCUUAGAAGAAAAACUGCAAUUAUGAAUGGGUUUUAGCAAUUUUAGACCAGUUCUUUAGUUUUAACAUUUUAAAACAACCUCCUUUGUCCAAAUAAAAAAGUGCAUAUCAGUUUAGUAAAGUUAGUUUUAAUGUUUCUCUGUUUUAAUUUUUUUAAAUAUCAUUACUGUGGCAUUCUCAGGUCUUAAACAUAUGCAUGGAUGAUCAUGCAUGGUAACUAUUGGCAUGUGUAAGUUUAUACACACAUGCUGAAGAAGUGCCUACUUUGUGUGCUUACUCUAUGCACACACCUUUUUACUGAGGGCUGCACAUGUAGCUCCAGGGUGCUAUUCUUACAUGACAAGUAACACUUGAUAUCUCAGCCAACAACUUCAUGAAUUAUCAUUUUGAUUGGGGUGAGUUUAUCAAUCAACUUGCUGAUUGUCAGUGAUUUUAAUGUGGAUUGUUAAUCUGAGUUGAAAUAGUGUUACCAGAGACUAAAAGAUGAAACUCAGAUGACUGGCAUUACGCGGUUCAAGUUACUGUUUAAUAAAAGUAGCAAAAGGAGCAGAUGGAAAAGUAUUUUCUACCAAGGCACAGGUUUUAUAUUUGUACAUGUUGUGUCAAAGUUGUUCUUAGUUUUGCAAUAGUUAGGUCAGUUUUUGUUGGAUAUCAACUCAGAACUCCAAUAUGUGCCUUUUUAAUCAUAUUUUGUGACAGUAUUUACAUUUCACCAGUUUUUCUUCAAGCUAUAUGCAUCUAUAAAGCAAAUGCCAAACUCACAAAAAAGAUGGUACACAUGCUUAAGUAAGAUGCCUUCAAUCAUCAAGACUGAACAUUUUUGCUGCUCUGGUCCACCACCAGCUCUCAAUGCAUUGCUUUCAUUACCACUAAUUCAGCCGUGCCUAUUCCACUUUGAACACUAAGGCUGCUUUUUAUAUUGUUUAUUAUAUUCAACCGAUCAGCAAGUUUUUCAUCUUUUUCUCCUGUUUUAUCGACCAAAGUACAUGCUUAUGUGGUAAAAUGUAUAUGUUGUUUCCUUUCUUUUGACUUCUCUUUAUUUUCUUGAGUAAGAUAAAGAUGUUUGUUUGUUUUUUAAGACAAGUACAUGGCUGUUUUCCACCAAUGAAAGGAGUUGUUACAGAGAAAGCUUUUAUGAGCUUUACUUUUCUUUGAGGAAUUAUUUUCACAUGUUGGUCCCACUGUAUUUAUGCCAUAACCAAUGCAUGUAUCUUAAUUUUAUAUUCACAUAAGAAUAAUAAAAAUGACUUAUUUUACCUUUUA
Messenger RNA from Xyrichtys novacula (pearly razorfish), 39193 nucleotides. Lineage: Eukaryota; Metazoa; Chordata; Actinopteri; Labriformes; Labridae. The record is from the annotation of a GenBank genome assembly.